CCCCCCCCCCGGCCAUAUACACAGAGCGCGCGAGAGGCGGUUGACCGCGAGUAACCUCGGCGGUUUGGGCCGCCCCGCGCGACCUUUCUCCUGCAUUGGCCGUGACGCGCUUGGGGCCUCCCCCUCCCCCCGCGCCCCCCCCUCCGCGAGAGAGAGAGAGAGAGAGAGAGAGAGAUAGCGGCUGCGGGCCAAGAUGGCGGCGCUGAGCAAGUCCAUCCCUCACAGCUGCUACGAGAUCGGGCACACCUGGCACCCCCACUGCGGACGGGCCUUCGCGGACAUCACCCAGGGGGCGCUGCUCGAAUCCCUCCGCAUAUACGGGACCCUGUACCUGAUUGCUGCAAUUCUCCGGAAACGAAAACUAGAUUAUUAUUUGCACAAACUGCUCCCUGAGAUCCUGCAAUCAACAUCCUUUCUGACAGCAAAUGGAAGUUUGUAUAUUGCAUUUUUCUGCAUUUUAAGGAGGAUACUUGGAAAAUUUUAUUUUUGGACUCCUGGUUUUGGCGCUGCUUUGCCAGCUUCUUAUGUGGCGAUUCUUAUUGAAAGGAAGAGCAGGAGAGGGCUGCUUACAAUUUACAUGGCGAAUUUGGCCACCGAAACUCUAUUUCGCAUGGGGGUGUCAAGAGGAACAAUUACUCCUUUAAGACAUGGAGAGGUCCUUUUGUUCUGCAUUACUGCUGCCCUGUUUAUGUUCUUUUUCAGGUGCAAGGAUGGCUUGAAAGGAUUUACAUUCUCAGCACUAAAAUUCAUUGUAGGGAAGGAGGAAAUUCCCACACAUUCUUUUGCACCGGAAGCAGCCUUUCUAAGGAGAGGGAGAAAAAUAAAGCACAGCGAAGAAAUGACACAGCGAAUGAACAUAGUGGCGGCAACAAAGAAACUUGUGGACAGAGUAUGCAAACAUGGGCCAAGGCACAGAUGCUGUAAGCAUUAUGAAGAUAAUUGCAUCUCAUAUUGUGUUAAAGGCUUCAUUAGGAUGUUUAGCGUUGGUUACUUGAUCCAGUGUUGCCUUCGGAUCCCGUCAGCAUUCCGGCAUCUGUUUACAAAACCUUCCCGGCUGCUCUCGCUCCUCUACAACAAAGAAAAUUUCCAGCUUGGGGCUUUUCUGGGGUCAUUUGUCAGUAUAUACAAAGGUACAAGCUGCUUCCUGCGCUGGAUACGGAACCUGGACGACGAACUGCAUGCACUUAUUGCAGGAUCCUUGGCAGGAAUGUCGAUGAUGUUCUACAAAAGUACUACUAUCUCUAUGUACCUGGCUUCCAAACUAGUAGAGGCCAUGUAUUUCAAAGGCAUUGAAGCUGGAAAGGUCCCUUAUUUUCCCCACGCCGACAGUAUCAUCUACGCUGUGUCCACAGCCAUCUGCUUCCAGGCAGCCGUGAUGGAAGUUCAAAACUUGAGACCUUCAUAUUGGAAAUUUCUAUUACGGCUAACAAGGGGAAGGUUUGCUGUCAUGAACAGGAAAGUUUUGGAUGUGUUUGGUACUGAAGCAUCUAUGCAUUUCAAGGACUUCAUACCUGCGCUCGACCCAAGAUAUACAGUGGCUCCACCAGAGAGGCCAGUUGAACGAUCUUGGUAGUGAGACAUUAGCCUGGGACGAAGUCUGGCUGACGUUUGUGCUGAGAAGUUAAAUUAACUUUAACAGUCAAAUAGACCGAAGAGGGCUUGUGUUCCACUUCAGUAUUGUUUCAGUGAGUUGCGUUAUCUUACCAAUCAAAACGUUGCUGAAGCACCGUAGCGAGAUGCGGCUUUUAAUUCAGCCGCUCACUUAGUAGAAAGUGUCUCUGGAUCACUGUGGCUGAUUGACGCAACCUGGUAGAUUUUUGACAGAAUUAUAUAUCAAUGGAUUAAUAUAUCAAAAAAGAUCGGGCCGGGUGGGUGGGUUAAAGUACGUGAAUGUACUUAAAAUAAAAAAUAACACCAUUUUGAAAACAAUUCAUUUUAAUUCAUUCCGGUAGAUAAUAACGGUAUUUUUACAUUUAGAAAAUGAAAGGGACAUUGGAGAUAUAAUGUCAGAAUUCUAUAAAUUUUAUUUUAAAAGUCAGAUUUUAGUGGGGAAUGUCUUCUCUGUUCUAGAUAGAUGGUUAAAAAAACAACAGCAUUGUUACUGGAAAAUGUUGAAAGAGCCAAUGUCUAGUACCAUAUUUAUGACUGUACUGUUUAUAUCCAGCCUUUGGCUUUGAAAAGUCGAAUU
Messenger RNA from Lacerta agilis (Sand lizard), 2188 nucleotides. It is a transcript of the gene TMEM135, whose product is annotated as transmembrane protein 135. The transcript is spliced from 15 exons. The record is from RefSeq and is a predicted model, not a curated record. Lineage: Eukaryota; Metazoa; Chordata; Lepidosauria; Squamata; Lacertidae. Bases 194 to 1573 code for a protein of 459 amino acids.